AUGGACGGGGCCUUUGGGACGGGCGUGGAUGCUCUUGAAGAAGAGCUGAUCAGGAUGGGGGCACAGGAGAGGCGGCGGCUCGGCCCUCGGCGCCUUCUCUGGACCCGCUUUGUCUUCCUUCUGGGAAUGCUGCUCAUCAUUUCCAUCUGCCAGCAACUGCGGAGUUCCCCAGGCCCCCCCUCGCUGUGGGGGGUGGUCUCUUCGCUACUCCCUGUGAAACUGGCCAGCCGGGACCUCGCCAGGAAGGAGGUGAUGGUGAGCAGUGACCUGCCGGGAUCUAGCUCUGGGACGGAGAGUGGGGCUUCAGCGACACCCGGCUGGGCUGCAGGGAGCACCUCAAUUCUGCCACGAAGAGCAACAAGACCCCAGGACAGCUCCCAGCCCCCCAGUGCAGGCUUGGGGGGAGUGCCCACCACCACGCCUGGGAGAGGAUCCACCUCUCCAACUGCACCCAAACCAGCAGGGGUGGAGGCGACCCCAGCAUUAACCUGGGGAGGAAUGAAGAGUGACCCCCCAACUCAAGCCAGGCCAGAGGUGGGGAAGCACACCCAGACCCCAGGCACUGAGCCGGAAGACAGUCAUGCCACCCCCACACUCACGACUGUGAGAAGCCAGCGCGUCACACCAGGAGCUACAGCAAGAGGCAGUGAAACAACCUCCACAGUACCGGAACUCAACCCUUCCCUCACAGGAGUGGACAAAGUGGCCCCGUCCACUCUCUGGAGGGGCAUAGGGCACACCCCAACUUUCCUGGACAGUGACAGAGAAACAAACUCCUUGGCUGCUCCAAGGAGUGCGAGUGGCAGAGAUGUCCUUGCGAGAAUGGACAGUAGUGGUUCAGCUGUCUCCCCAGGGCUCAUGGGGGAGAUCCGCCCCACAACUCCCCAGGAAACUGUCUCAGCGGACACCCCAGCCAGCGCCGGGCUAUCCGAGGCCUCAGACACCAAGUCAAGCGGUAGCCCCCCAGGAGCCAAAGCCUCUACUGCAGCCCGGCAAGCUGGGGACCCCUUAUCCAGAACCAGUGCCCCAGCCCUUAGUGCACCCCCAACCACUUUCUGGGGGCCGGCGAAGAAAUCCCCGCCUGCACCCCACACCUCAGCGACUGUCCCCAGCAGGCCCAGCCCCAUCACUCAGGUCCAUGGCUGUGCAGUGCUGGAGCCAGCCCCCACGGUGCCCACUGCCCACUCCCCCGGCCACCCCCAUUCCAGUCCCUCGGGCUCACCUGCCAGCCAGCCAGCCCACCCCCCUCAGGGAGAGUACCCCCCAGACCUGUUCAGCGUGGAGGAGCGCCGUCAGGGCUGGCUGGCGCUGCACGUCUUUGGCAUGACGUACGUGUUUGUGGCGCUGGCGAUCGUGUGCGACGAGUACUUCGUGCCCGCACUGGGCGUCAUCACAGAGAAGCUGCGGAUCUCAGAGGACGUGGCGGGUGCCACGUUCAUGGCUGCGGGGGGCUCCGCCCCGGAGCUCUUCACCUCGCUCAUCGGGGUCUUCAUCUCCCACAGCAACGUGGGCAUCGGCACCAUCGUGGGCUCGGCCGUGUUCAAUAUCCUCUUCGUCAUCGGCACCUGCUCCCUCUUCUCCCGGGAGAUCCUCCACCUCACCUGGUGGCCCUUGUUCCGCGACGUCUCCUUCUACAUCCUGGACCUGCUGCUGCUCAUCGUCUUCUUCCUGGACAGCCUCAUCGCCUGGUGGGAGAGCCUGCUGCUGCUGCUGGCCUAUGCCGCCUACGUCUUCACCAUGAAGUGGAACAGGCAGCUGGAGCGCUGGGUGAAGGAGCAGCUCAACACGAGGCCAGCGGCCAGGGUCAGGGCCCUCGGGGACCUCGGCAAGCUCCCGUCUGUGUCCAUGCUCACCCGUGAGAGCAGCUCCCCGUCUCUGCACAACAGCACCAUCCGCAGCUCCAUCUUCUGGCUCAUGCUCCACAGCCUGGACCCGCUGGGGACAGCCGGUGCCUCCAAGGACAAGGGGCCAGAGAGCUUGAAUCACAAGGCCCAGGCCGAGCCUGCACCCCAGGCUGAGAACAAACCAGAGGAGGAGCCGGCCAAGCUCCCAGCAGUCCCGGCCACACCAGACCCAGCACCGGCCACCACAGGUCAUGAGGAGAAGGACCCUGGCAGGCAGGAAGGCGAGGCGGGAGCUGAGGACGCGGGCGAAAGGACCGGCACAGGCCAAAGCCAAGAGCCUGCAGGAGGACCGGAAUCCCUGGUGGACACGGACCAAGUGCAGGCAGAGGAGGGGGCUGGGGCAGGUGCUGGAGGUAACUCAGAAGAGCAGACAUUCGACGACUCAAACCAGGGCAGCAAAGCCAGAAGCGAUGAGAAAGGUACAGAUGGUGAAGGGGAAGGGGAUGGAGGUGACAGUGCCAAGGAGGAGGAAGAUGGGGAGGAGGAAGAAGAAGAGGAGGAAGAGGAGGAAGAAGAGGAAGAGGAGGAGGAGGAGGAAGAAGAGGAGGAGGAGGAUCUGGAGGAGCCACUGUCCCUGGAGUGGCCCGAGGGCAGGCAGAAGCAGGCCCUGUACCUCUUCCUCCUGCCCAUCGUGCUCCCGCUGUGGCUGACGGUGCCCGACGUGCGGAGGCCGGAGUCUAGAAAAUUGUUUGUCAUGACCUUCCUGGGCUCCAUCCUGUGGAUCGCCAUGUUCUCGUACCUCAUGGUGUGGUGGGCGCACCAGGUGGGCGAGACCAUCGGGAUAUCGGAAGAGAUCAUGGGCCUGACAAUUCUGGCAGCUGGCACCUCCAUUCCCGACCUCAUCACCAGUGUCAUCGUGGCUCGGAAAGGCCUGGGGGACAUGGCCGUGUCGAGCUCCGUGGGCAGUAACAUAUUCGACAUCACUGUGGGCUUGCCCAUCCCCUGGUUGCUCUUCUCGCUGAUCAAUGGCCUACAGCCUGUUCCAGUCAGCAGCAACGGCUUGUUCUGUGCGAUUGUGUUACUUUUCCUCAUGCUGCUAUUUGUGAUCUCUUCGAUCGCGUCUUGCAAGUGGAGAAUGAACAAGAUCCUGGGCUUCACGAUGUUCCUCCUUUACUUUGCAUUCCUGAUCAUCAGUGUGAUGUUGGAGGAUCGGAUCAUAUCCUGCCCCGUAUCUGUCUGACGUGGUCACCGUGGCUCACCCUGGAGGUGCUUAUGGUCUUCUGAGCCCUGCGCAGAACCUGAUCGUUGUUGGGUGUAACCCAAAUGGAUCGACAAAAUCAUGCUGGGAGACGCUGCAUCUCGUUUCACGAAUAAAACAAUGAUUCAGAGCUUGAGCCACCUGGCAGAGAGCCUUGACAGGAAGGCUAUCUGGAAGGAACUGAUCUCUGACAUACUGGCAGUUUAUUGUGGGCUAAGAUGCUCAUUUGGACAGUAGCUCCUGGAGGCUGGCAGGAGGAGGCAGAGGGUUUUCUCAAGGGCAGACACCUGGGGGUGAAGGUGAGGGCUGGGGCAAGUGCAGUGACAUUAAAAUAAGCCUCCCCCACCCCCUCCCCAUUCCCUGGUGAUCCCCAAGGGCUGUUGCUCCAAUGGACUCAGACAUAAGCUAUAAUUUGCUCCCCAGAGCCCCUUCCCUGCACAUGCCUCCCCACCAGUUCAACUUGCCAUCAUUAUAGAUUCAGCUACUGUUGAGUUUAAGAAGCUAAAGCUGAAGGUAGAGAGAGCGAGCAUAGAGGGUAGGGCACUUGCCUUGCAAGUGGCUGGCCCGGGUUCGAUUCCCGGCACCUCAUGUGGUCCCCUGAACACCACCAGGAGUGAUUCCCGAACACAGGUCCAGGAGUAAGCACAGUGAGGUGUGACCCCAAGACCAAAUACAAUAAGGACUGAGGGCAGAGGAAAAAUCGUCUGACAGGAAUAAAGUAGCACUACAUAUAACAGCCUACUACAACAUAUGCCAACAUUUUUGUAGCUUAAUACACUAGCUGCUGGAUUUCUGAAAAGUGAAAUUAAAAUAAGGAGUCCCACAAAUGAAAAUGAGUAACUUGCCAUUUAAUUGAAAGGCAAGAACAGUGAGGAAAGAAAACUAUUCUAUUUGAAAAGUGGGUUAGUAUUAGAAAACCCACUAGUGUUGUUGUCUAGCCGUCACUUAAGGGACAGGAGGUGCUACCAAAGCAGUACAGGCUCUGUCCCCCACACAUAUUGUCAUCUACAAGUGACAGUUGCAACCAGCCAGGGAAAAGGAAGCAAUUUCAAAAAGAUUCCAUGAGCCUGGGGUUGGAGUGAGAGGACAGCACACAGGGCACUUGCCUUGCACACGACUGACCUGGGUUCAAUCCCCAGCAUCCCAUAUGGUCUUCUGAGUCCUGUGCAGAACCUGAUCGUUGCUGGGUGUAAUCCAAAACAAAAGUCCUAGGGCCAGAGACCUCAACAGGCGAAGGGCAGGCUUGGAUUUCAGCCCCAGAACCCCUGGGAAUGACCCCCAAGCAACAGAGCUGGGAGGAGGCCAAAAAAAACAAACCACAGAAAAGAGUCCAAAGUCAGUAGAACCAAACAGGCUUCUAAAGUAAGAGAUCCAUAAGGAAACUACUAUUUUUGUAUGUAAGCUUACAUACAAAUUGUGAAGAAGAUUUAUUUCUAGUAUGACUUAUAUAUAAGAGGAUCUUAAGCCAAUGAUUAAGGAGCCAUUUCUAAAAUGCUCAUCAGCAGAAUGACAACAGGGUGAGAGAAAGUAUGGCUC
Sorex fumeus (smoky shrew) is the source of this 4638-nucleotide messenger RNA. RefSeq names its product solute carrier family 24 member 1 (gene SLC24A1). NCBI's taxonomy places the organism in Eukaryota, Metazoa, Chordata, Mammalia, Eulipotyphla, Soricidae. The record is from RefSeq and is a predicted model, not a curated record. Bases 1 to 3084 code for a protein of 1027 amino acids. Gene Ontology annotation, molecular function: calcium, potassium:sodium antiporter activity; calcium channel activity. Gene Ontology annotation, cellular component: membrane. Gene Ontology annotation, biological process: long-term synaptic depression; visual perception; long-term synaptic potentiation. The transcript is spliced from 9 exons.